GUAUAAAUAUCAGUUCCAGGGAAUUGUGAAUUGUAACUAUCUAACUGCAUGUUCAUGGUUCCUAAAAAUUAAAAUGGUGAUGGGUGCGUUUUUCUUCAAGACUCUAUUGAUUUUUUGGUCCCGUUUUUUCUUGAGGCGAUUUCGUAGCAAUAUCACCUAUGCAACAGAAUCUAAACACCAAAAGUACACCUCUUUGCUCCACCGUUCAGAUAAUUAUCUCAAAGAUCACACUGUGAUCUUUGAUGUGGAACACGCUCUGCUGAGAUCUUCUUCAGUGUUUCCUUACUUCAUGAUCGUUGCUUUCGAAGCCGGAGGGAUUGUAAGAGUCAUGGUUCUAAUCCUGUUGUACCCUGUUGUUUGUUUGUGCGGAGAAGAUGUGGGAGUGAAAAUCAUGAUCAUGGUAUGUUUUUUUGGGGUGAGAGCUGAGAGAUUCAGAGUUGGUGAGGCUGUUCUGCCCAAGUUUUUGUUGGAGGAUGUUGGCAGUGAAAUUUUUGAGGUGGUGAGAGGGUGUGGGAAGAAAGUUGGUGUGAGUGUGCUGCCUAGGGUGAUGGUGGAGUGUUUCUUGAAGGAGUAUUUGGAGAUUGAUGUUGUUGUUGGGAAGGAAUUGAGAGUGUUUGGUGGGUACUAUUUGGGGUUGACAGAGGAGACAACAAUUAGGUUGUGUGGUUUGGAGGUUGUUGUUGACAAAGGGAAAGGAUUCUAUUGUGAUGAUGAAGAAAUGAUUGGAAUUUCAGGAAGUCGUACGGAUUUUGACCAUCACUUCUUUUCACGAUGCAAGGAAGUCUAUAUGGUGGAGGAAGCUGACAAGAAAAAGUGGCAAAAGCUAGCAAGAGAAAAAUACCCCAAACCACUUAUCUUCCAUGAUGGAAGAUUAGCACUCAGCCCCACACUAGUAAACUCUCUAGCCAUAUUAAUGUGGGUUCCUUGUGGGCUUAUCCUUGCCUUUAUCAGAAGCAUAAUAGGACUGUCACUUCCCUAUAACAUCUCAGCUCCUCUUCUAGCAAUGAGUGGGCUUCAUCUCACAGUCACAAAACCCAGAGAAACUCAAAAAACCAAAAAGCCCAAAGCCCACCUCUAUGUGUGUAAUCACAGAACUUUACUAGACCCUCUCUACAUCUCAUUUGUGUUAAGGAAAAACUUAGUUGCUGUCACAUACAGCUUAAGCAGAAUGUCUGAAUUACUAUCACCCAUCAAAACAGUGCGUUUAACAAGGAACCGCAAUGAAGAUUCAAAGAUGAUGAAACAGUUGCUGAAACAACAUGGGAAUCAUGUGGUUGUGUGCCCAGAAGGGACCACUUGUAGAGAACAGUACUUGCUGAGGUUCAGUCCUUUGUUUUCUGAAAUGUGUGAGGAAAUUGCACCUGUCGCGAUUGACAGCCAUGUUAGCAUGUUCCAUGGCACGACCGCAAGCGGCUUGAAGUACUUGGACCCGGUCUUCUUCAUGAUGAACCCAUUCCCAGUUUAUUCAAUCCGGUUCUUGGAGAAGGUGUCGCCUUCACGCGCCACUUCGAGAUUUGAAGUGGCAAACCUAAUCCAAGCGAGGAUUGGCGAUGCUCUUGGAUUUGAGUGCACUAAGCUUACCAGGAAAGACAAGUACUUGAUUUUGGCUGGUAACGAAGGCACAGUUUCAACCACACCUUGGACAAUCUUCUGAGACUAAUUAAGUGUUGGCUUGGUUCAACUUGAAGUUUUUGAAUCGAUUCUCAUUAAAUAGAAUUACUUUAGUUGAUUAUACACAUGUUUGGUUGUGUUUAGUUAAGUACCUUGAUUGUGAUGGAAAAGAUGUAAGAUGUAAUUAAAAUCCAGACAUGAUUACAGAACACCAAAUAUGAAGAAAUAGAUAGAUUUCGUACCUGUACUGAAUUGAAGAUUAGAUAACCUCCUUCAUAAGUCGUUUUGA
Molecule: messenger RNA, 1900 nt
Organism: Lotus japonicus
Lineage: Eukaryota; Viridiplantae; Streptophyta; Magnoliopsida; Fabales; Fabaceae
Product: probable glycerol-3-phosphate acyltransferase 3
Exons: 2
Coding region: 74-1654 (526 amino acids)
Biological process (GO): cutin biosynthetic process
Cellular component (GO): membrane
Molecular function (GO): phosphatase activity; glycerol-3-phosphate 2-O-acyltransferase activity
Source: RefSeq, a predicted model, not a curated record